AUGGCGAGCAUAAACUCCGCCGGCAAGAGCUCCAGAUUCUUCUCUUCGCAAUCCCACCACCACUCCACCUGCGGCCGCACCCACCAGAUCGCCACCCUCGCACUGGUUGUCGUCACUUUCUUCCUCACCAGGCUCCUCGACCGCUCCCUCGGCCCCUGCCCCUCAUCCCUCCGCGAUUCGUUCUCCGGCGGCGAUCGGAGCAGAGCGCCGGACGACGUCGUGCGGUUCGGGCUGUAUGGGACCCACCUAAAUCUGAAGAUCUACGUGUACGACGAGGACGAGAUCGAGGGUCUGAAGCUGCUGAUGUACGGGCGCGAGGGGAAGAUAUCUGCCGACGCCUGCGUUAGAGGCCAGUGGGGGACCCAGGUCAAAAUUCAUCGUUUACUUCUACAAUCAACUUAUCGGACCAGAAAGAAAGAGGAAGCAGAUCUCUUCUUCGUUCCAUCUUAUGUUAAAUGUGCUCGAAUGAUGGGUGGACUGAAUGAUAAAGAAAUCAACCAAACUUAUGUAAAGGUUUUAAGUCAAAUGCCAUAUUUCAGGAUAUCUGGUGGCCGCAACCAUAUUUUUGUUUUCCCAAGUGGUGCUGGAGCUCACUUGUUCAAGUCUUGGUCAACAUAUUUAAAUCGUUCCAUAAUUUUGACCCCAGAGGGAGAUCGCACAGAUAAACGAGACACCAGUGCCUUCAAUACGUGGAAAGAUAUAAUUAUACCUGGCAAUGUUGACGAUGGAAUGACAGCUCACGAGUCUCGGCUAGUUAACCCACUGCCUUUAUCGAGGAGGAAAUAUUUGGCUAAUUAUUUAGGCCGAGCACAAGGAAAAACUGGUCGUUUGAAAUUGAUAGAUCUCGCGAAGCAAUAUCCUGACAAGUUGGAAUCACCAGAGUUGAAAUUCAGCGGGACUCAGAAACUGGGAAGAACAGAGUAUUUUCAGCAUCUUCGCAAUGCGAAAUUCUGCUUGGCCCCACGUGGGGAAUCAUCGUGGACCCUUCGAUUUUAUGAGUCAUUCUUUGUGGAAUGUGUCCCGGUAAUCUUAUCGGAUCAAGUGGAACUUCCUUUCCAGAAUGUUGUUGAUUACAGCCAAAUCUCGAUUAAAUGGCCGUCGAAUCUCAUAGGAACCGAGCUUUUGGAUUACUUAGGAUCAAUUCCAGAUAAAAACAUCGAAGAGAUGAUCGUAAAAGGCAGGCGAGUGAGGUGUUUAUGGGUGUAUGCACCUGAAUCCGAACCUUGCUCGGCUUUCAGUGCAAUUUUAUGGGAACUUCAGAAAAAGGUAAGGAAGUUCCAUCAGUCGACCGAGACAUUUUGGCUGCACAAUGGGUCGAUUGUGAACCGAGAUUUAGUAGAGUUCAGCAAAUGGAAACCUUCUUCUAUGCCUUUGCCUUAG
This is a messenger RNA of Striga hermonthica, 1380 nucleotides long. The record is from the annotation of a GenBank genome assembly. NCBI's taxonomy places the organism in Eukaryota, Viridiplantae, Streptophyta, Magnoliopsida, Lamiales, Orobanchaceae.